Messenger RNA from Esox lucius (northern pike), 1709 nucleotides. Its product is annotated as ETS domain-containing transcription factor ERF-like. The transcript is spliced from 6 exons. The record is from RefSeq and is a predicted model, not a curated record. Gene Ontology annotation, molecular function: DNA-binding transcription factor activity, RNA polymerase II-specific; sequence-specific DNA binding. Gene Ontology annotation, biological process: regulation of transcription by RNA polymerase II; cell differentiation. Gene Ontology annotation, cellular component: nucleus. The coding region runs from base 105 to 941 and encodes 278 amino acids. Lineage: Eukaryota; Metazoa; Chordata; Actinopteri; Esociformes; Esocidae.
UGUCCCACACUCCGUCAGAGACUUUUUCAAGGGGACUAACAGAGAGGCUGAACAUCUCUGCUCUGGAGAAGCUGGAGAAGCAUCAGCCUGCAGCGCUCGCCGAGAUGCAGUGUAACUGUAGCUCCUCUAUAGGAUCUUUUCCAUCACCAUAUUGGAGCCGAACAGUGUUAUUCCCUGAUUGGGCGUACAAGCCGGCGUGGUCCCCUGGAUCCAGACAGGUUCAGCUGUGGCACUUUCUGUUGGAACUUCUGGGGCGUGGCGAGAGUGGGGCAAUUGGAUGGGGGGGGGAGUGGGGGGAGUUUGUCAUCCGAGACCCUGAAAGACUGGCGAGGCUGUGGGGAGAGAGGAAGGGCAAACCCCAUAUGAACUACGACAAGCUGAGCAGGGCGCUGAGGUACUACUACAACAAGAGGAUCCUCCAUAAGACCAAAGGAAAGAGAUUCACCUACAAGUUCAACUUCAGUAAACUGAUCCUGGUCAACUACCCUGGGCACCCUCCGUGUCACCAGCUUAUCCAGAGUACCCCUCUUCCAUUUCCUGUCCUUCCCUCUGAAGUUGGGGGGGCUCGGGUCCCACAGUGUGGAGGAGGGGCCAUGAUUGACAGAGCGCUCCAGUCGGCCACACAUCCUCUAAUGCUGCCCUACCUCCUCCAAAAGCCCCUCCCAUUCCCACAUUCCCACCCUGUUCAGGGACAUUUCCCCUUCCUACCGGUCCCCUCUGCCCCUGGGAGCUCUUACUCUAAUCUGAGGGAGCUCCCAGCAGGCUGUGCACCCGCCACGAUCGCUGCUCUACAUCUCACCCCCAAUGUCUGGGCAACCAAGAGCGGAAAAGAAUGGGGUUUGAACAAUAUCACAAGAACCUCUAGCCUCUGUGUGGGACAGGGAGGGAAAGAGUGUGGGGACAAAGGAGUGGGAAGAGGGGGAACUGAUCAUUUUGAGUAGAGUCAGAUGAGGUUGUGAAGAAAUGCUGAGGAAAGAUUUUCCCGGGGUUAACAAUAAUACGUUUUUGUAGUUUUUAUUCUGUUUAGAAUAAGUCAGAACUGCUAUUAGUGGAUAUUUUUCUAUAUAAUUCCUCACAGACUGAUUGGGAAUAUUUCUGUGUUUUCUGUUAUAAAGCACUUCUUAGAAGAGGAAUAGUGCUGUGGUUAAGAUACAGGCGCUAUUGAAGUCUGCACACCUCUUGUACACAUUUUGGUCUCCUAAAAUGUCAUCUUUAAAGGGAUUACAAUAAUCGCACAGUUUAUGCAACAUUUUCAGGGUAAAUGAAAAUAAAUCUUGACACUUUCCAGAUUACUGAGAAAUACAAAUUGAGGAUGUAUUCAUUUUACACUACUUAGAGUUGUUAUUUGUUGGAACGUUGACAGCCAAUACAGCUGACUCAUCUGAAAUAAUAUUCUAACAACUGUAAGGAUGAAAUGUGCCCAUUGUUUUCAUCAAAAUUGCUCACGCUCUGUGUAUUUUAUUGUGAAUCAUGGACUGCAAAAUUCUAAAACUUGUUUGUUGAUUUAGGUCAAAAAGGAGAAUGAAGCAAUAACAGAAAUUAAACUGCUCUUAGAAACCGUUCGGGUGUGUUUUGGGCAUUAAAACAUAUAUUUAUUUUAUUUAAAAAAUGUGAGAAGAAGCUUUAUGAGAAGUUUAAUCAAAUCUCUUUUUAGAUCAUUUGUUUAGUCAUCACAUUUCUGAAGGUGCAAGUGUUUUUCAGGAUUUCAC